This is a messenger RNA of Fusarium coffeatum, 5331 nucleotides long. RefSeq lists its product as uncharacterized. The record is from RefSeq and is a predicted model, not a curated record. Gene Ontology annotation, biological process: secondary metabolite biosynthetic process; fatty acid biosynthetic process. Lineage: Eukaryota; Fungi; Ascomycota; Sordariomycetes; Hypocreales; Nectriaceae. Gene Ontology annotation, molecular function: fatty acid synthase activity; phosphopantetheine binding. The transcript has 4 exons. The coding region runs from base 1 to 5331 and encodes 1776 amino acids.
AUGGAAACACGAAAACCUGACAAGCCGCGAGUCGUCGCUUUCAGUAAUGAGUUUCCUUCCGACUCCCCGGAAUCCCUACUCCGAUCCCUUUAUCGCAACAGUAAACUCAGAAAUCACCAUCAUCUUGCUCGUUUCCUUGACGAAGCAACUACGGCUGUCCGCCAUGAAGUUGUCGAUUUACCGCCCGAAAUGCGUAAACUCGUUCCUUCUUUCGACUCAGUGCAUACCCUGGCCACGGACAAGGUUCUCAGGCGGGGAGUAUUGGGAAGCUCGAUCGAUGGAGUCUUGCUCUGCGUUCUGCAGAUUGGGUCUUCCAUCAAUUAUCGUGAAGCUACCCUUUCUGGCUUCGACAUUACCCAGUCUGAGGAUACCGUUCUUGUAGGGCUAGGGAUCGGGUUGCUUGCGGCCGCCGCCCUGGCCACAGCGCCGGAUAUUGGAUCACUCCCGGCUCUGGGGGCUGAAGCGGUACGAAUUGCCUUUCGUCUAGGCGUUUUCGUGUCUGAAGUUUCUCAAAAUAUCGAACCCUUGAAUGAAGAUAGUCAGUUCGAGUCUUGGGCUUAUGUUGUCCAUGGAGUGGCAGCCGAAGAAGUCCAGCAAGAACUAGACGCGAUGUAUUCUCAAUUACCAAUCCCAGAAAUAGGUAGAAUCUUCAUUAGCGCAAAAAGUGAGAAUUCUGUCACUGUAAGCGGGCCGCCUUCGCGACUGAAGGAGAUCUUCCGCACCUCAGCUUUCUUCUGCUGUCACAAGUCUGUCGCUUUGCCUGUUUUUGGUGGUCUUUGUCAUGCUGCCCAUGUUUACUCGGCAAAGGAUGCUACGCAUAUUGUCGGCCCACCCCAGCGUCGUGUGUCCUAUUCUCCUCAGAUACCAGUACUGUCGACCAGCACGGGCUUGCCUUUCACUGCUCAAGCCACUAGCCAACUGUUUCAGCAGGUCGUCACUGAGAUAUUGACACAGACAAUUACCUGGAGCAAUGUGGUUCAACAAGUUACAGAGAGGUUCCGUGACUGCUCUAAUCCAGACGCCGACAUCUUUAUCUUUGGACCUAGUCGGGAUACGCGAGACAUCACGACUGGUUGGACUUCCGCAGUUCCAAACAUCAACAUCAAUUUAGUGGAUGUCAUCGAUUCGCUCAAGGGUUUGGAAAGUCCCGAAGGAAAGUCCAGAGCACCAAGUCGAUCCAAGAUUGCAAUCGUCGGCAUGUCCUGUAGACUGCCAGGUGGUGCGACUGAUACCCAGAAGUUUUGGGAUAUUCUGCACCAAGGCCUUGACGUCCAUCGCCUUAUUCCAAAAGACCGCUUCGACGUCAACACCCACUAUGAUCCAGAAGGUAAGGCCGUAAACGCCAGCCACACGCCAUAUGGAUGUUUCAUCGAAGACCCGGGUCUUUUUGAUGCGCCAUUUUUUAACAUCUCGCCACGCGAGGCCGAGCAAACCGACCCAAUGCAGAGAUUGAUGCUGAUCACGGCUUAUGAAGCUCUUGAGAGAGCAGGCUUUGUUCUCGGUCGCACGCCUUCCGCUGAGAAAGAUCGUGUUGGGACAUGGUACGGUCAGGCUAGCGAUGACUAUAGGGAAGUCAACACUGCCCAAAACAUCAGCACAUAUUUUAUUCCUGGCGGCUGUCGCGCGUUUGGGCCUGGCCGGAUCAACUACUUCUUCAAAUUCUCUGGGCCGAGCUUUAGCUGCGAUACUGCCUGUUCUUCGAGUUUGGCUGCUAUUCAAGCUGCUUGUACAGCUCUUUGGGGCGGCGAAGUCGAUACAGUUGUUGCUGGAGGUUCCAAUGUUGUGACCAAUUCGGACGCCUUCUCGGGCCUUAGCCAUGGACAUUUCCUUACUAAAACGCCUAAUGCUUGUAAGACUUGGGAUGCAGAUGCUGAUGGAUACUGCCGCGCUGACGGAGUUGUCUCUUUUGUGCUGAAACGUCUUGAAGACGCUGAGGCGGACAAUGACAAUAUUCUCGGAUUGAUACUAGGAGCAGGGACAAACCAUUCGGCCGACGCUGUUUCAAUUACCCAUCCCCAUGCUCCAACUCAAUCUUUAUUAUACCGGAAGGUACUGGACCAAGCUGGUGUGGAUCCUUUGGAUGUGAGUUACAUCGAAGCUCACGGCACGGGGACACAGGCUGGCGACAUCCAGGAGGUCACUUCCAUUAAAGACGUGUUUUCGCCACUCGAGCGUCGAAGAAGUCAAAAAUAUCCUUUGUACAUGGGCGCUGUCAAGUCCAAUGUCGGUCACGGUGAGGCUGUCGCGGGCGCUACUGCGCUGCUUAAGGUCCUCCUCAUGUUUGAGCACCAGUCGAUCCCACCACACGUCGGCAUCAGGACAGAGCUUAAUCCCAAGUUGUCAAGAAUCAUGCAUCAGAGUAAUCUUCACAUAACUUUCCAAGACACUCCAUGGACUCGAACAGUGGAUAGAAAGCGCGUCGCCUUGGUUAAUAGCUUCAGUGCAGCAGGGGGCAAUACGUCUCUUGUGUUGGAAGAAGGUCCAGUCCAGGCUAACAGGAACCUGGAUCCUCGAGCAAUGGGAAGUCAUGCGAUCGCACUCUCAGCUAAGUGCAAGAAGUCACUAAAGGGUAACAUGACGCGAAUGCUUGACUACUUGGAGAGGAACCCCUCUAUUUCGCUCGCAGAUCUGGCCUAUACUACCACAGCUCGUAGACAGCAUUACAACUACAGGACUGUGACUCACGCUGCGGAUAGAGAGGAUUUGCGGAGACAGCUAGCUGGAAGUAUUGAGAGUGUGGACGUCCAUGUGCCAAUUCAGACCAGCUCAAUUCCCUCAGUAGCAUUCACCUUCACAGGACAAGGCGCGGCCAACAAAUCACCGAAUUUCGAGCUGUACCACCUUUCACCUGUUUUCCGCUCACAACUUGACACUCUCGAUUCCAUUACCCAACAGCUUGGUUUCCCCUCGUUUAUUCCAUCAAUCGAUGGCAGCCACGACAAGAACUAUGAUCACGGCACUGUCGUCUCGCAAAUCGCGCUCACAUGUAUCCAGAUUGCGCAGGCCAAGUACUGGGAGACUCUGAGUAUCAAACCUGACGUUGUCCUCGGCCAUAGUCUGGGCGAGUACGCAGCUCUCUGCGUCGCUGGUGUUUUAUCUGCCAGUGAUGCCAUUUACCUUGUCGGGUCGCGAGCGAAGUUGCUAGACGAGAGAUGUGAGAAAGGAUCACAUGGAAUGCUGGCAGUACGGGCAUCAGUGGACAGGACAAAGGAAGUGAUCAAAGCUCUUGGUGUCGAAUAUGACAUUGCUUGCAUUAAUGGCCCCGAGGCAACUGUCCUCAGUGCUACUUGUGAAGAGAUGGAAAGCAUUGAAACGGCGUUGAGAGAUAAACGGUUACACUGCACACCACUACGUAUCUUAUACGCCUUCCACUCAAACCAGACUGAACCAAUUCUCGACGAUUUUGAGAGUUUCGCCAAGGCCAGUACGAUCUUCCGAGAACCGAAGAUCCCAAUCAUCUCGCCUUUGCUUGCCAAAGUCAUUUGCGACGACAAAACGAUUAACAGCACAUACGUACGACGAGCGACGAGAGAAACCUGCAACUUUGAAGCCGCUCUUCGUACCGCGCUAUCGAUGUCUAUGGUUGACAAAGACACCUUGUGGAUCGAGCUGGGCCCUCAUUCAGUCAAUACAAACUUCAUCAAAGCCAUUGCAGGCCCCUCUUGUGUUGCGGUUCCGACUUUCCGGCGAGACGAAAAUAACUGGGAGACUAUCUCUCAUAGUCUUGGUACGCUACAUUGCGCUGGCCUUGAGAUAGAUUGGAGCGAGUUCCAUCGUCCCUUUCAGACUUGUCUCAGACUUGUGGACCUUCCGACGUAUUGUUGGAAUAACAAGAAUUAUUGGAUUCAGUAUAAUGGUAACUGGGCACUUACCAAGGGUAACACAUUCUACGACAAGAAAGGGUCUGUUGCUCCAGUUUCCUCCUUUUCGACGUCCCUUGUUCAAACUAUCGUUGAUGAAGAGUUUUCUGGUGCAUCUGCUAUGGUGACGAUGGAGUCGGAUCUUAUGUCGUCAGAUUUCCUGGAGGCAGCGCGCGGUCACAGCAUGAACGGUCAUGCUGUAGUGACAUCUUCUAUCCACGCCGAUAUUGCGUACACAUUGGGCGAAUACGUAACCAAGCAGCUUGGAUCUCCUUUGAAGUCCGAAAGUCUAAGCAUCAAAAAUUUGCAGGUCGUCAAAGGACUAGUAGUCCAUAACAACACAGCGAAAUCGCAAUUCAUUCGCGUCGUGGCUCGAACAAGUGAUAUUGAAUCUGGGGUCAGUCUGGGGUGGUAUAACAUUGCCAGCAUUGGCUCACUUGAAUCUGAACCUUUCGCGACCGCCACUGUCGUCUGCCAUGAGGCGCCAGCGACUCUUCAAUCCUGGACAUCCAUCUCUCAUCUCAUCGAGAGCCGCAUCAAUACGCUCGAAGACAUGGCCAAUCGUGGUCUGGCAACCCGAUUUUCGCGAAACAUGGCCUAUACGCUCUUCGCCCACAGCCUGGUCACUUACUCAGAGAAGUAUCGGGGUAUGCAAUCCGUCGUCAUGCAUGAACUGGAAGGAUUUGCACACGUCAAGCUCUGUACCGAAACGAAGGGCGUUUGGACCAUACCACCACAUUUCAUAGACAGUGUGGCCCAUCUAGCUGGAUUUAUCAUGAAUGUUUCGGACUCUCAUGACAUGACCACCCAGUUCUGCGUCACAUCUGGCUGGGAGUCAAUGUGCUUCGCUGAGCCGCUGAACGCUGGCGCAGAGCUUGUGUCGUAUGUCAAAAUGAUACCUUGCAAGAAUGAAAAGGACGUCUUCCUUGGGGAUGUCUAUGUCAUGAGUGAGGGCGCGAUAGUUGGUAAGGUGGGUGGGAUACGGUUCAAGAGAUAUCCUCGGAUUUUGCUUGAUCGCUUCUUCUCGCCUCCGGACCCCAAGAGCAAUGAGCCACCCGUCAACAAUGUUUUUCAAGAUGUUCCAUCGACACACAAGGCGAACCAGGUCCCCUUGACCCCUCCUGAGAGAUCUACCAACAGCACUCAAAGUUCACUGACUAGGUCUCACAAAUCACCAAACACUAUCUCACUCAGUAACAGCGCAUCAAUCCAGCCUGAGACGCCAUCGUCGGGUGAAAGUAGCAGCCCCUUGGCCAAGGCCAUUGCCAUCAUCUCCGAUCAGAUGGGAAUUCCUAUCUCGGAAUUACAAGAUGACUGCAACUUCGCAGAUAUUGGUGUAGACAGCCUUAUGUCGCUGGUCCUGGCAGAGCAGUUCCGUGUGGAGCUUGGCAUUACGGUAAAUAGCAGCCAUUUUCUGGAGUACCCGAACCUAGGGGCUCUGAAGACCUGGCUUUGGGAGUAUUGUGCCUAA